AUGGGUAUUGAUUUCAAUGAAAUUAACACGGCGGUAAAAAUAACUGCAACCAAUGCUCUAAAAAUUAUUUUCUAAAUCAUCGACCGACAUUCCGGUGUUCUAUUGAAUUCACUAGCGAUAAUUUUUAUUUAUUUUUCCAGAGUAAUUUUGUAGUAAUAAAAUUAUAAGGAUUCAACUUAAUUAAGACGAUGUUUUUUCUUUCUUUUUAUUCCAGGCUGCGAUACUUCAGCAGACUGCCGAAUACAUAUACCAGCUGGAACAAGAGAAAACCCAACUGCUGUCACAGAACUGUCAAUUGAAACGACUGGUGAAUCAACACGAGGGUGGCGAUGUUCCGAUCAAGAAACGCAAACCGGACAAUCAAGGAGGUGUCGUGGUCAGUUUACCCAUGCACGUUAGCGAAAGCGGUGACGAAGGAUUGGGCAGCAUGUCCCCCGAACCAUUAUCGGUAAUAACGGUGACCACAGAGGGACAUUCCGUGGUUAACAGCGAGGUGGUGGAGCUUAGACGACAGUUGGAGAGGGAGCGUCACGCGAGGUUGCAUCUAGAGAAGCAGAUGAGAGCUAUACAGAGUCAACUGUAUCCGGAAAGAUUCAGGGAUAAUCAGCUGAUCACUUAUCAGCCUCACGAGGUAAUCGAACACACGGACAACGUGAUCGCUCAGGAGACGGAGGAAGCUGUGGCGGCGCUGCAGGUAGUUUCCGUGGUGUCCUUGGCGCCGGUUGGCACGACGCAGACCGUGGAAACGUCUAGUCCAGACCCAAGUUCACCGCCCCUGUCUCCACAGCCGGCCGACAUGGUACCAGAGGAGAUCAAAGAGGAGGAGGCUGGCCCAGGCUCGCCGAAGAUCGUGACGUUUGGUCAGAACCAGGUGUUCUCCGCGAUCGACGAACAGACUACCGGUGACUCGUUCUCCUCGUCGAGUCGUGUCACGUACGCCACGAGUACGGGCGAGUUUAAAAACGCGUCGCCGCAAUACAUCACCACCAGCCCUAGCAGGCCAUUCUCACCAGCUGCUGAACCACGGCUACCUAGUGUCCUCGAGGCCGCUAUGAAGGCGGAACCGAAGGUUGAAGUUGAGAGGUUGCCGUCGCCCUCCAACACCCUGGACGACGGAUCCCCGCAGGCGAGGCUCUAUCUGGCCAAUACCUCUCGACAGAACCUGGAAACGAUCGUUGAAGCGAUACGCCACCUAGAGGGAGACCAUCUGUUCAGCGACGAGCCAGCGCAGGACGUGCCGUUGGCGUUGACCAACAAGCAGACUGCGAACACGUCGAGCAAGUCGACGACAACGUCGUCCGGCGCGUCGCCGACGGCGAAGCAGCGGCUACUGCAAGCCGAGUUCCUCCAGUUCCACAGACAGCAGCAAACCCAGCAGCGACCGGGCGUGAUCGUAGUGAAGCACUCGUGA
Messenger RNA from Heterotrigona itama, 1411 nucleotides. NCBI's taxonomy places the organism in Eukaryota, Metazoa, Arthropoda, Insecta, Hymenoptera, Apidae. The record is from the annotation of a GenBank genome assembly.